AUGGAUGAACGCGCCGAAUCGGCGCAUGGUGCUGGGAGAGCAGUACAUAAUCCCACCAGAGCCGGCAGGUCACCCUCUUUGGAUGACGGAAGCGAGGCAGGCGAGUCGUCGACCAAAUAUCGGAGGAUCGAUCAGGAAGGCGCCAGAGCUUCGACAGCGUCCGAGCAAGCCAGCCGUUUCCUGUUCGUUGACUCGUCCUCCAGUGGUCAAAGACCACGUUCUGAUCAGCGAGCCAUUAACGCACAUAUCCAACAGACUGCUCACAGGAAUCGCAAGCAGGCCGGCCGAAAGCAGAAGACGACGGGAACGGCGAACAUAGGGCGACAACGUCCCAGACCCGUGUUACAGCCACGACCAGUCGAAGCCCUCCGCAUCGCCGAUGCCUCUGCCGCUCUUCAGCAGCGCGGCUCCCCGGAGACGCCGUCAGUCCCCAGCGUCGCGAGCUCCCCAGCAUCGUCCUCAACGGUGAGCGUUCGCGCGGAUAGCCGCACUCCCGAGCCACAAACACCUGGUCUACAGCGGGCGCCUCCCACAGCCAAGCAAGAGCAACUUGACCGAGAGCAGCUGGACCGACUGCGGCAUUACAGCAAUGUUCGUCGAAAUGAAGUUCAAGAAGCUGUCAAUGCUCAGCGCAGCGAGCAAAAUGCGUCGACUGACGUGGCUCGGCGAGCGAGCUUCGGAGAUGAAACCAGCUCCGUGAGAUCGAUGCUCACACAAAUCCUGCAGAGACUGGAUGCUGGUCAUCCAGGAACCGCGCUUCAGAGCCCGCCUAAUUCCUCGCUUCGAAAUACAGUUCUUGAUCCCUUUAAUAUCAGCUCUGUCCACAUUACCCCGAGCAUGAACACUGCCUUGCGCCAUUGUAAGUCGUUCCUUCCCCAAGCCUCCGUUUUCUAUGCUGUGGCGCGAUACACUGUGGAACCGAGAGCCCUGGCGGAGGUUGAGAACCCGGAGAUCAGGAGGCUCAAGCUGACUUGGCUGGAUCUCUUCCUGCAGCAGACAAAAUCUACCAAAUGCAGAGCUAAGAAGUAG
Cladophialophora yegresii CBS 114405 is the source of this 1029-nucleotide messenger RNA. RefSeq lists its product as uncharacterized. The coding region runs from base 1 to 1029 and encodes 342 amino acids. Lineage: Eukaryota; Fungi; Ascomycota; Eurotiomycetes; Chaetothyriales; Herpotrichiellaceae. The transcript has a single exon. The record is from RefSeq and is a predicted model, not a curated record.